AUGCGGUGCGCGAGCAAGGCCGCCGAGAGCGCGUCCGCACGUCUCUGUGCGGAUGCCGAAGCAGAAACCACAGCAACUGAUGUCUCAUCGGUUGCUGAAGCGACCCAGUUUGUGUCACUUGGUGAUGCAGGCGCUGGUCAUGAAGACACUCAUGUCUUCACAGAGUAUGAGCUCGGAAUCUCAUACUCUCCUGAUACGGAAGACGGAUCCGUAUCCAAGGCGGUUGAAACCACGCCGCCUGCCAAGCGUGGCAAAAUAUCGCAAGACUCGGGCGCUCACAGUGGUGUCGGUUCUCCUAUGGACACCACUUCGCAAAGAGAAGGCAUGGAUGCCUCCCAAAUCUGUCAUGGAUCACCUGUCGGCGACGACGAGUAA
This is a messenger RNA of Peronospora matthiolae, 375 nucleotides long. The record is from the annotation of a GenBank genome assembly. Lineage: Eukaryota; Oomycota; Peronosporomycetes; Peronosporales; Peronosporaceae.